Molecule: messenger RNA, 3902 nt
Organism: Mustela lutreola (European mink)
Lineage: Eukaryota; Metazoa; Chordata; Mammalia; Carnivora; Mustelidae
Gene: CCDC73
Product: coiled-coil domain containing 73
Exons: 18
Coding region: 99-3647 (1182 amino acids)
Source: RefSeq, a predicted model, not a curated record
CCGCGCUCCAAACAACCGCGCGACUGCGCCCGGCCCGCGGGUUUCGGUCGCCCGGCCCGACCCGCGCCCGGGAAAGCCCGAGAGUGCCUAAGGGACAAAUGCCGCGCCCCGGGACUCUGCCGACGGCUGAGCGGACACCGGUGGCCGCGGGCGGCCCUCGGCCUUCCCUUCCAAUCGGGCCGGGCGCGCCGAGGUGGCCCCUCCGAGAGACCCAUUCCCCCGCCCGAGCCCAGCCGCCGGGCCCCGCACCUGCGGCUCCGGGCGCAUGUUCCAGCAGCUCCCGGGCCGGAGCCCCGUCCUUGGCUAGUCCCUGGGGCCGCCAGACCCUCCGUCUCGGCGCCCCUCAAAUCUCAGGGACAGUCCUGGCCUCCCGCGUUGGGGCGGAGGAGGCGCCUGGGGUCCGCGGAGGGGCGCCGGGUCCACGCGAGGACGCGGCCGAAAUAAAUGUUAAUAUGGAGAAUGAUUUUAAGACUGAUUCGUCAUCAUCUGCCUUUGCUCUUCCAAGUUCUUCAGAGACUAUGUUUUCAAUUCAGCUAUUAGAUUUCAAAACAAGUUUACUGGAAGCAUUAGAAGAGUUACGGAUGAGAAGGGAAGCAGAAACUCAAUAUGAAGAGCAGAUUGGGAAAAUUAUCAUGGAGACACAAGAACUUAAAUGGCAAAAAGAAACUCUUCAGAAUCAAAAGGAAACAUUAGCAAAGCAACACAAAGAAGCAAUGGCAGCUUUUAAAAAGCAGUUGCAAAUGAAGAUGUGUGCCUUGGAAGAAGAAAAGGGAAAAUAUCAACUUGCUACAGAAAUAAAAGAAAAAGAAAUAGAAGGAUUGAAGGAAACACUAAAAGCAUUACAGGUUUCUAAAUAUUCAUUACAGAAGAAAGUCAGUGAAAUGGAACAAAAAGUCCAGUUACAUCUUCUGGCUAAAGAAGAUCAUCAGAAGCAACUGAAUGAAAUUGAGAAAUAUUAUGGCACCAUAACAGGUCAAUUUGUAUUGGUGAAAGAGAAUCAUGAAAAGUUAGAACAAAAUGUACAGGAAGCAAUACAGCAAAACAAAAGACUUUCAGCUUUAAAUAAAAAACAAGAAUCUGAAAUAGACAGUUUGAAGAAGGAACUAAAAAAAGUUACGUCAGACUUGAUAAAGUCCAAGGUCACAUGUCAACAUAAGAUGGGAGAAGAAAACAUCCAUUUAACAAUUAAAGAACAGAAAUUUCAAGAACUUCAGGAAAGAUUCAACAUGGAGUUGGAAUUAAAUAAGAAGAUUAAUGAAGAGAUCACACAUAUUCAAGAAGCAAAAAAGGAUAUCAUCAUUUCUUUCCAACAUAUGCAACAGUUACUUCAGCAUAAAACUCAAGUUAGUACUGAACUGGAAGCAAAUUUGAAGAUGUUAAAAGAAAAGAAUCAGACCCUUGAAAGAGAUAAUGAGCUGCAAAGGGAGAAGGUAAAAGAAAAUGAAGAAAAGUUCCUUAAUCUUCAAAAUGAGCACGAGAAAGCACUGGGAACUUGGAAAAAGCAUGUUGAAGAACUUAAUGGAGAAAUUAAUGAAAUAAAAAAUGAGUUAUCAUCACUUAAAGAAACUCAUACUAAGUUACAAGAACGUUACAAUGAAUUAUGUGAUCAGAAGAAGUUUGAGGAAGACAAGAAGCUUCAGAAUAUUCCAGAAGUAAAUACUAAAAACAGUGAAAUGUCAAUGGAAAAAUCAGAAAACAUCAUACAGAAAUACAAUUCUGGGCAAGAAAGAAAGAAAGAUACUUUGAGUUUUUGUUCAGAUACAAACUACAGAGAAAAGGAGAAGAAAGAGGGUCCGUUUAUAGAAGUCAUCGUAGAAGAUUUACAGCUUUUUGAAGAAAGCUCCAAGAAUGAAACUGAUCCUACUGUAUCUCAGGAUGAAAAUCAGAGUGAAAUCUCCCUAAGCAAAAACCUCGGCACAGAAAAAGAACUAAUUAGUCAAGCACAAACCUUGAAUGUUACUGACUUUAGAAAAGCAGUUAUCGCAGAAAUAAAAGAUAAAGUGGGUUCAGGAAAAGACAAUGGAUGUACAGAAUUUAAAUCACCAAAAAAUUCUUUUUUAGUGGCAGACAGAUCAACAGAAACAGAAAAGAUACUCCUAGAAGGAACUGAAGGAUUUGAUCUUCACAAUGCAGAUGCCCAUCUGGAGGUUGAUAAUAAAAGAUCAUCUAACAAUAUCCUAAGUGGGGUGGCUCAGCAUACAAAUCAAAAGAAAGAGGUUCCUGAAAAUGAACCAUUUGAACGGUUCAGAUUGCUUCCAGGGAUUCAAGAAAAUGCCACAGAGAAGGAAAUUACAAGUAGUGACCAAACCAAAGCAUAUCUGGAUUCAUCUCUCAAUGUAGAAAAGAAUGCUGUUCAGUGUCAGAAAUACAGUUUACAGGAGUCAACUAAUGUUAUGUUAGAUGAUCAACAAUGUAAAAUAAACCAAAUGCAACUGUUAAAUAAGGAAAGUGAGUGCAGUGUAUUGCCAUUUAAACAAACUUCAGUUUUCCAGCAGAUCUGUAAUGAUACUUUAGAGAGACCUGAACCGACUAUUCCCUCUGACACAGCAACUUUCAGUGAGAAUUUGAAAGUACUUAAGAAUUCAGAUAAAAAUGUUAAUAUUAUGCCUAUGUUGGUGAAACCCAACUCAAGCCCUGGUGAAAGAACUAUGCAGGAAAAUCUGAAUGAGAUGCACACUAGCCAGCUAAAGAACUGUCUGGGAUACUUAGAAAACAGUGCAACCACUUCCCAUCUUCAGGCUAAAAAUGAGAAUAUACAUACUUCACAAGCUGAAGACAUGAAAAUUGCUGUUCCUAUGCAAACUUCCACAGAAAUACAGUUUUCUAAUAAAGAGAGUCAGAUUGACGAGACUCAGAUAACUAACGCCACAAAAAAUGACCUCUUCCUUUUUGUGAAUGUCAAUGAAAGACAGCAUUCAUUGUUAAAUAAUACAGAGAAAACAGAGUCAUUAAAUGACAUCGUUUCAGGAAAAAUUUACAGUGAAGGACAGCUGGAAGAAUCAUGUUCAUUUCACAUAAAGCCAUCUGGAGAUUUAGUAAACAGAAGUGGAAGGUCAGCCUUUGAUCUUUCAACUUCAGAUAAAAAAACUGAGAAAAUUCCAGUAUAUGUGAAUUUCUUAGACCCCAGUCCUUGGUCAAAAGUAAAUCAAACUGAAAGUCAAACACUGAGCACUUCAACUUCUAGCAUUCCUUUGUUGAAGGAGAGACCAAUAGGCCCAUCAGCAAACAAAAAUCCGGUUUCAAUGACACUUUGCAAAAACGAUGAUGGAAUCAGGAAGGAUACUGGACCAGAUACUACCAGCAUUAACAGAGUUGCUGACACUUUGAAUAACUCGAGUAUCCAUCCAGAUCCCAAGGGAGAGCCCAGUGAAGAGAGGAAUGCAACUGCAAAGACUUUUUACGAUUCUUCUUUUCCCACAGAACACGUGGAAACUAAGCCCCUGAAAUCAGUUCUGCUCCAAAGCCAUUUUCAGGCAACCAAGAUUAAAGAUCUUACUGAUGCGGCAGCACUAUCUGCUGGUGAAGAUGACUGGCAGAGCCUGGUAACAAAUCAAAUUAACGAAAUCGAAAACUUCCUAAGCUUAGAAGGUGACAACCAACCUAAGAAAAGAAAAGCAGAAGAGAUGUUGGAAAAAAUAACAGAUUAAAAGAAUGUUCAUAAAUGCUUUCAGUGGUGAACUAUUUAACUGAAGUAUCAAUAAUAUGGUUUUGACUAGAACAAAUUGCUGCACCUAAAGCUUUACAGUUAUACUCAGUUUUCCAAUUUUUUUUGAUGUGAUGAAGUUAUGUUUUUACAAAUGUUUCAUUUAAGAUAGAUAAGAUGGCUGCCGGCAUCCAAUUCUCCUAAGUUAAAUUUGCUUUCCUCCAUAUAUCCUUUCAUCAAACUCUUGCACCUUUAACCC